AUGGGGCAUCAAUCAUCAUCAUCGGAGCCUCCGAGUUUGGGAAACAUUUCGAAAGGGUUUGACGAGAAACGAGAAGCUGUUAUGGAUUCCUAUAGUGCAUGGCUGACGAAGCAUCCUUCGGCCUUGGAUGCAUUUGAAGGGAUGAUGAUAUUGGCAGAAGGAAAAAGCUUGGUUGUAUUUUUGGAUUAUGAUGGAACUCUCUCACCAAUAGUAAACGAUCCUGAUCAAGCUUUCAUGUCUGAGAAGAUGCGUUCAGCGGUGCAAGAGGUUGCUAAUGUCUUCCCAACUGCAAUAGUUAGCGGGAGGAGCCUUGAUAAGGUGAAGGAAUUUGUACAAAUACAGAAUGUCACCUAUGCUGGAAGUCAUGGAAUGGAUAUAUUAACCCCAACAGGUUCUUUGAAGUACGACCCGAAGCAUCAAAAUAAAGCUGUUGAUGAAGAGGGCAAAGAUGUUAUUUACUUUCAACCAGCAAAGGAUUUCCUGCCCAAAAUCCAAGAGCUUUCAAAGGUUUUGGAAGAAAAGAUUAAGACCAUUGACGGUGCCAAGGUUGAAGACAAUAAGUUUUGCCUCUCCGUGCAUUUUCGAAGGGUUAACAUAGAGGAGGUUGGCAUUCUUAAAGAGAUGGUGGAGUCGAUUGUCCAAGGGUACCCGGAAUUUCGCAUCACGAAAGGCAAAAAGGUUAUGGAGAUACGUCCUCGUAUCGAUUGGGACAAAGGUCGUGCUUUGCAGUAUCUAAUUGAAUAUCUUGGUUUUAAUGACUCUGAUGAUUUACUCCCAUUGUACAUAGGAGAUGAUAAAACAGACGAAGAUGCCUUUCAGGCUAUAAAGGAUAUUGGUCGAGGUUAUCCUAUCAUUGUUUCUUCCAUCCCAAAGGAGACCAAGGCUUUGUACUCUGUGAAUGAUACGGACGAGGUCAUGUCCUUCUUGAAGAAGCUAGCUGAAUGGAAAAAUAGCACUUCCAAUUCAAGUAAUUAA
This is a messenger RNA of Dovyalis caffra, 975 nucleotides long. The record is from the annotation of a GenBank genome assembly. NCBI's taxonomy places the organism in Eukaryota, Viridiplantae, Streptophyta, Magnoliopsida, Malpighiales, Salicaceae.